CUAGCUUGCUCGUUCACAGCUUAGGAUCACUGACAGUGAUCGGAGUCAGUCAGACUCCGUGAGAGAGUGUGUGUGAGUGAGUGUGUGUGAGAGUGUGUGAGUGUGUGAAGAAGAGCAGACAUGAACAGAGACAAGAGGAGGACAGAACCACCGCAGACUCCCGCCGACACUGAUAUCCUGAUGGACAUGGAUCAAGGAGCCUUGAAGAAGUUCAGCUCCAUGUUCUCUUCACUUCAGGAGAAACUGCACAGAACCAAGCGCAGCGCGUCUGAUCCCGGCGUGUACACGGACGCAGCGCCUCCUGCUGGACGCAGUCACUCGGGUCAGCUCUUCUUCGAGUAUCUGCUGGUGGUCAGUCUGAGGAAGAAGAGGAACGAGGAAGGGUACGAGCCCCACAUCACCUACCAGUUCCCCAAGCGUGAGGCGAUGGGCCGUCUGCAGCGAGAGGAAGAGGAGAAGUGCAUGAAGGCUGCUCAUCUCUUCUGCUUCCCAGAGGGAAUCAACUGGGCUCCUCUGACCCAGUACAAGAGCGAGACGUUCUCGUUCGUUCUGACUGAAGUGGAUGGCAGCCGGAGGAACGGAUACUGCAGGAGACUGCUGCCGGCUGGCCACGGCGCUCGUGUUCCAGAGGCGUACUGCAUCAUCAGCCAUGUGGCAUGUUUCGGACUCUUCUCAAAGAUCUUCGACGAGGUGGAGAAGCGCAGGCAGAUCUCUAAAGCCAUGAUCUAUCCGUUCAUGCAGAGCCUGCGGGAGGCACCGUUGCCCUCGCCCGGAAACACCGUCACCAUCACCAGCUUCAUCCCUGACGCCGGCACAGAGAUCAUCAGUCUGACGCGGCCGGCCGAGUCCUGGCUCGAACACGUGGACUUCCGCACGCUCUUCCGCUGCCUGAGCGACGAGGAGGUGCUGAUGGUGUUCGCUGCCACUGUCAUGGAGCGACAGAUCAUCUUCAUCUCUGAGGAGCUCAGCACUCUGUCGCAGGUUCUGCACGCUGUGACUGCUCUGCUGUAUCCGUUCGUGUGGCAGCACACGUUCAUAUCAAUCGUUCCUACGGUCCUGAUCGACGUGUGUGCCGCGCCGACACCAUACCUGCUGGGAGUCCAGAAGAGCCUGCUGGAGCAGCUGACCGACCACACACACCUGAUGAUUGUUGAUCUGUCACCUGGAGCAGAAACUAAAUUCAUUAACAGAAUUGGAGACGAGGAGUCGCUGCUGCCUGCUAAACUGAAGGAGGAGCUGCUGACGCAACUGUCUGCGCGCAAACACGACGCCUCGACGGAGGAGCUCAACCGGCUGGUGUCGGAGGCCUUCCUGUCCGUCUUCGUCCGGAGCGUGGGUCACUUCUCACAGCACUUCAGGAGGAGCGGGAACUCACGCCAGUUCCACAAGAAGAGCUUCCUGAAGGCCGUGGACCACAAGUCACACCGCGACUUCGUCAAACUCUUCAUCCAGACGCAGAUGUUCGAUCUGUUCAUUCAGGAGGAGGAAGCGCAGCUCAACCCUAACGUGUUCUUCCACAGGAAGGUGUUGGAGUAUCACGAGAGGAAGAAGAAGGAGAAGACGAAGACUGGAUGGGUGCGAGGUGUGGUGGUUUAGGAUGUCUUCACCUUCGUUCAGUGUUACCUUCCUCUCAACCUUUCCUUAUUAACAUGCUUCAAACAUUCUGUCAGUAUUUAAUGCUGUUUAUUUGUACGCCGUUUUAACAUAAUAACACAUAUAAAGUGAACUGAUACACGUUAGUUUGAGAGUUCCCUAAGUGAUUUGAAACAGGAACACGUCUAGCUCAUAUUUGACCUUGUUAAAGCUGAAAUUAUAGGAAAAAAGACUUAUACAGUUUUAGUGUAAUUUCCAUUAUUCUGGCUGUUUCAUGUUUGUGUGUUUUGUAUUUUGUGUUAUUUUCAGUGGUGAUUCUCAUUUACUGUAAUUUUUGUAGUAUUGCAGUCAUUACAAUAAACAUUUUAUUUAAAUCAUUGAAAAA
Molecule: messenger RNA, 1978 nt
Organism: Carassius gibelio (silver crucian carp)
Lineage: Eukaryota; Metazoa; Chordata; Actinopteri; Cypriniformes; Cyprinidae
Gene: dennd2db
Product: DENN/MADD domain containing 2Db
Exons: 13
Coding region: 121-1596 (491 amino acids)
Cellular component (GO): nucleoplasm; cytosol
Source: RefSeq, a predicted model, not a curated record